CGCUUGUUUUUGUAGCGAGUUCUGGCAACGCGGAUUGAGUCUGUUUGUUGUCUUCCUGUGUGCCAACCCGCGGAUUUUUUGAACAUAACAAUCAAAAAUCCACAAAAGUAGCUAAGGAGGCUUCUCGAAUGAUACACUUCUAAGAAGACCAUGAUGUCCGUUACUGAUCCAAACAUGGGUAACAGGUUCGCCAGUGACAUGGAGGAGAGUCACACUAAACACCUGAAGACAUAUGGGGAGAUAUUCGACACCACUGCUGAGUUAUGUCAGGCCCACAAACAGUUUGUCAAGUCUGCGCUCGAUACGUGUUUGAAGAAAUGCAAGGAUGACGAGAUGCUCUUUGAGACUAUACAGGUGUACAAAAAAGACUUGGAAUUGAAGAAUACGUCAUUUAAGGAGAAACGCCACACAAUUUCUGAAGUGAUUUCUGAGAUUCAGCAGAAGGAUCUGCAGAAAGGUGACAUUAUCCAGAAGAUCGAAAAACUCAGAGAUGAACAGGCCAAGAGAAAAGAGCUAAUUGAGGUUAAGCAUAAAGCAAACAAAGGCAGACUGAAGAAUCUCCAGAAAGCCCGGCUCAUCUUUCAGGAUCACUUGGGGUUGGAAAUAAGAACCAUCCGUGACAAAAGCCAACUUCAUCAAGGUGAAAAGCUGCAGUUUGUUUUUCGAAACAUCAAUCCUGCGGAUGAAGAUUGUGCCUAUGUUGUCAUGAUGGGUAUCAAAGAGGACAGAUCAUACCAGAUUAUGUCCAGUGAUCCUGAGCUUGAAUGCCUGCAGGAGUUGGAAAAGCACCUCAUGGAGACUAAUAACCUGGCAGCCUUCCUGGUUAAUGUGAGGAAGGAGUUUAUCUCACAGGUGCGCUGCUGAAGUUACACCUGUAGAGUAGAACAGAAGAUCUGUUAUCACCCCUGUAUUCUGUUAGUCUCUUUACCUAUGGUGCAUUCAGAAAGUAUUCACAGUGCUUCACUUUUUCCACAUUUUGUUAUGUUACAGCCUUAUCCCUAAAUUGAGUAAAUUCACUUUUUCCCCUCAAUGCUCUGCUCACAACACCCCAUAAUG
Thalassophryne amazonica is the source of this 1056-nucleotide messenger RNA. It is a transcript of the gene spc25, whose product is annotated as SPC25 component of NDC80 kinetochore complex. Gene Ontology annotation, cellular component: Ndc80 complex. The record is from RefSeq and is a predicted model, not a curated record. NCBI's taxonomy places the organism in Eukaryota, Metazoa, Chordata, Actinopteri, Batrachoidiformes, Batrachoididae. The coding region runs from base 151 to 864 and encodes 237 amino acids. Gene Ontology annotation, biological process: chromosome segregation. The transcript is spliced from 7 exons.